AUGGCCUCGGGCACAGCUAAGACCAUGAGGGAGGAAGCCACCUGCCCCAUCUGCCUGGACCUGAUGACUGAGCCAGUGAUGAUAGACUGUGGGCACAUCUACUCCCAUUCUUGCAUAUUAGGAAAUAUUGAGAACCAGCAACAGAAGUCACCGACACAAGGAACCUUUGAGUGUCCUUUAUGUAGGGCACAGUUUCAGAGGGAGGGCAUCCGGCCCAGUAAGCAACUAGGAAACCUCAUUGACACCACUAAGAAGAUGGAGCAGGAGCAUCUGUGUGAAAAACACGAAAAGAAGCUCAGCCUGUUCUGUAAAGAUGAUGGUCAGCUCAUCUGCUGGUGCUGUGAGCGGACACCACAGCACAAAGGGCACACCACCAUCCUUGCUGAAGUUGCAUGUCAAGAGCACAAGAAAAUAUUUCAGGAAGUUUUGAAAUACCUGAGGGGUCAAGAAGUCAAAAAUAAGGAAUGGCAAAGAAACAUAAGAGAGCAAAUUACAAAAAUUCAGUCUGAAAAUCUGGAUGAAAGAGAUUUUAUCAAGUGGAGCUUUAAGAUAUUGCACAUGAUACUAUACAUGGAGGAGCAAUCUUAUAUAUGGAGACUGGAGAAUAAAGAACAGCAAAUUCUGAAGAGACUGCAGGAGAAUGAAGCCCAGCUGGAGAUGCAAAGCCAGGAACUAAAAAAACGCAUCCUGGAACUGGAGAGGAAAUAUCAGGGCUCAGCCCAGGAGUUACUGCAGGAUGUGGGAGACACUUUAGACAGAAUUUCUGCUAUGGUGUUAAAUGAACCGGAGGAUGUCUCAUUGGAUAUUCACACUAUUUCUAAAUUUUAUGGCGUUUCCUAUCAAUUGAAAAAAAUGUUUGAGACUGAUCAUGGUUCUGUUAAAGUUACUAUAGAUCCAGAUACAGCUCACAAUAACCUACUUGUGAAUGAGGAUGAUAAAAUGGUGACUGGUGGAUCACCCCAACUGAAGCAUGAGACUCCUGCUAGGUUUAAAGACUUGCCCUGUGUCCUGGGAAAUGAGACCUUCACUUCUGGAAAAUAUUACUUUGAAAUAUGUUUUCAAGAAGGAUCUGAGUGUGAUGUCGGAGUUUGUCUGGAAAAUGUACCAAGAGAAAAUGACAUGAGACGGGAUCCUGAGUCUGGAUUCUGGGCCAUCAGAUAUUCCAAAGAUGUUGACUAUGUAGCUCUUACAUCUCCCCUAACUCCUUUAAAUCUGCAGAAUGUUCACAGUAUAGGGGUUUUUGUUGACUACGAGGUUGGACUUGUCUCCUUUUAUGACUUGGCAACUACCUCCCACAUCUUCACUUUUCCAAAGACCUCUUUCUCUGAACCCAUAAGGCCUUAUUUCUGUAUUGGUGAAGAUUCUGAUCUGUACACAUAG
This is a messenger RNA of Sorex fumeus (smoky shrew), 1380 nucleotides long. RefSeq names its product E3 ubiquitin-protein ligase TRIM38-like. Gene Ontology annotation, molecular function: protein binding; zinc ion binding. Bases 1 to 1380 code for a protein of 459 amino acids. The transcript has 7 exons. The record is from RefSeq and is a predicted model, not a curated record. NCBI's taxonomy places the organism in Eukaryota, Metazoa, Chordata, Mammalia, Eulipotyphla, Soricidae.